UGAACUGGCAGGAUCACACACUGCAGCCAUGAGGUCGCUGGUCUUUGUUCUUCUCAUUGGAGCUGCUUAUGCCACGGAGGACGACAAGAUCGUCGGUGGGUACGAGUGCCAGCCCCACUCCCAGCCCCACCAGGUGUCUUUGAAUUCUGGGUUCCACUUCUGCGGUGGCUCCCUGGUCAGUGAGAACUGGGUUGUGUCUGCUGCUCACUGCUACAUGUCUCAUAUUCAAGUGCGUAUGGGAGAGCACCACAUCGGAGUCACCGAAGGUAGCGAGCAGUUCAUUAGUGCUUCCCAUAUCAUCCAACACCCCUCCUUCAACCGCAACACCCUUGAGAAUGACAUCAUGCUGCUCAAACUGAGCAAGCCCGCCACCCUCAACAAGUAUGUGCAGCCUGUGGCUCUGCCCACCAGCUGUGCCCCCGCUGGCACCAUGUGCAAAGUCUCUGGCUGGGGCAACACCAUGAGCUCCACUGAUGACAGCAACAGGCUGCAGUGUGUGGACGUCCCCAUCCUGUCUGACAAGGACUGUAACAGUUCCUACCCCGGUAUGAUCGACAACAGCAUGUUCUGUGCCGGAUACCUGGAGGGAGGCAAGGACUCCUGCCAGGGUGACUCUGGUGGUCCCGUUGUGUGUAACGGUGAGCUGCAGGGGGUUGUGUCUUGGGGCUACGGAUGUGCUGAGAAGAACCACCCUGGUGUCUACUCCAAGGUCUGUGUGCAGACUGAGUGGCUGCACAGCACAAUGGCCAGCUAUUAA
Micropterus dolomieu (smallmouth bass) is the source of this 757-nucleotide messenger RNA. Its product is annotated as trypsin-1-like. The record is from RefSeq and is a predicted model, not a curated record. Lineage: Eukaryota; Metazoa; Chordata; Actinopteri; Centrarchiformes; Centrarchidae. The transcript has 6 exons. Bases 29 to 757 code for a protein of 242 amino acids. Gene Ontology annotation, biological process: proteolysis. Gene Ontology annotation, molecular function: serine-type endopeptidase activity.